GCAGAGCCCCAUUCGCAAGCGGCGCUUUCACAGCAAAUUGCACACUUACUAGAAAAAAAGCACCGGGCCAGCGGACAACACAGAGAGCUGCGAGCGGCUUAACUGCGGAGUCUACUGAUUGGUUAACAAGAACGGAGCCUUUCCAAGUAACGAUGCAGGAGAUUCUUGAGAGAAUGCGUUCGGUGAACAAUGAGUGAGGAUCUGUCGCGCUCGAAGAAAACAUGUUCCUGUGUUUGUUGCAGAAAGGAAUCGUAUCUCAUUAAAUCAUGAGUAAGGAGGUGGCCAUGAAUGUGAGCUGUCAACUGCCUUACGAGCACGACAGGAUCCCCUUGGUCAUCCUGUACAGCGCCGUGGUCAUUAUCGGACUCCCAGCGAACCUGGCGACGGUCUACCUCACAUUUCUGCAGGUUCUGAGAAAGAACGUGCUGGGAAUUUACCUCCUGAGCCUGUCCCUGUGUGACCUAAUGUAUCUGUGCACGUUGCCUUUGUGGACAAUAUACGUCACCACCGGUCACGUUUGGCACUGGAACUCCAUGGCCUGCAAGGUGACGGGCUACGUGUUCUUCAACAACAUGUACAUCAGCAUUUUCCUGCUGUGCUGCGUCUCUGUGGACCGCUAUGUGGCGGUGGCGUACGCUGUGGAGUCCAGGGGUCUGAGGCGACAGAAGCACGCUGGGAUCAUCACCUGUAUCAUCUGUGUGAUCGUGGCGGUCGGACACUGCCCUGUCUUCAUCAUGAAAGAAGGGGAAACGGAAGGGAGGGAGAAGAAGUGCUUUGAGCCUGGGCAGAACACAGCAAUGGUGACGGGGUUCAACUACGCCCGGUUCUUCAUUGGCUUCUUCAUUCCCCUGAUCAUCCUAGUCGCCACGAACCGCUCCAUUCUCGCAAACAUUCAGGCCAGUGCUGGGCUGCAACAGAGGCAGAAGGUGAAGGUGAAGUACUUGGCUAUCACCGUGAUAGUCCUCUUCCUGGUGUGCUUCGCUCCCUACCACAUCAUUCUCUUACUUAGGGCAGUCAUGUUUCACUUCACAGAGAGCGGCAGCUGUGACUUUGAGAUUCAGGUGUACACACCCUACACGAUCUCCCUGGGGCUGUCCACCUUCAACAGCGCCAUGAACCCCAUCCUCUACGUCCUGGCCAGCGACAACAUCCGCAAGGAGAUCCGGCGAGGCCUGUCGGGCCUGAGGAGCCAACCCAGAUGCACUGACAGCAGUCUGCCCAAAAUACAGAACUCCAAAAACUCUGAUGUCCCAAUGCGCGAAAACAACAGCACAUGAGGGCACACGCCCUCUCUUUCACAGGAUAUGGCUUCAUACCUUUCGCUGCAGCACAUCUGUGGCUGAAAAGCCACACUUGUCAUAAGUGAACGUGCAGUUUAAUUAGCUGUCACAUCGUGUGCGGCCGCUUUCUCAUCUGAAGUUGUUUGCAAUUUUGUUUUCUCUUAGGUAAUCAUUUUCUGCAUCUGUGAAAGAGAAGGGGUACUUGAUUGAUUGUCUGGCUUAAUUCAGGAAGCAGUAUGCUGCAAAAAAUGGGGGUAAAGUUUCCCAUAUUACCCCCACAGACACGCUGAGUUGUGAAACGCUUCUUCUUCCCUUCAAACCAAGCUGUGUAUUUUAUCAGGUGCGGUAGAAAACAAAACGUAAAAAAGUAUCCAAUUAGAUGUGUCCAAACCAGGGCACUUCUGUAGUCUGUUAAAUUAUUUAAACAUUGAAAUGCAUUCAUAUAUGUGUAUGUAAGUGUAUAUACUGUAUCUGUGCUGUGAAAAGGAAUCAGAUAUUCAUAAAAUAUAUUUGCACGUCUGAACACAAACUGUUAUGCUUGUAUCAGUCAACAUUUACUGCUGAGAAGAAACGAGGAGAGCUUGUCUCCCUGAGCAUUACACAAAUAUACUGCACCACCUCUCCAGGAUGUGUCUGUACAGUAGGAAAGAAUACAUCUAUCCCUCCCGCCCACGUACUCUUUUUUUGUACACCAUAUUGAGAGCCAAUGCAUGUGGAUGGAGGAACAGGAGACACGCCAAUAAUUUCCUGUUUGAUGAUUAUGCAAAAGAAUGUAAAGCUGUUGAAGGAUAGUAUCCACAUAUAAUGAUGUUCAAGGAGAAUCAUUGAGCUUGUUAAAUUUAAUAAGAAAUUGGUAUUAGAAGGUAACAGCUGUGUUUAUGCAAAAAAGUGUUCAUUAUCAUUGAAACCGAAUGGUACUGCGACAAAGGAAAGGCUGCUUUGUAGCGUCUUGUGUUGCAGUGGGAACACCCAAAGCUAACAUUAAAGAUUGUAAUGCUAAUGAUGAUAAGAAAACAGGAUUACCUCUCCACAGCAGAUGGAUACCUGUUGUCGUGUUUUAUAGAGGUCUCGUAAACAAGUCAACACCACUUUUACUCAUGUUGAGCAAGUUAAUAGACAAAUUGGUAAUAAACUUACUCUACUGCUUCAUUGGGACAGGAUGGACUGCCAUCUUUAGCUCACAAAGGCUGAAAUGGGUCAAGCAGCUACUGUAUACAGUCUUAUUUCCAUAGUGUGUUAGGGUGAGUGCAUAAACACAUGCAUGCGUGUGUGAGUGUAAAAUACGGGGUUUUAAAAUAAAUGUGUAAUGUGUGAAAGUUAUAUCUGCCCUUACUUGAGCAUCGAGUCAGGAGUGUUGUAUCAAAAGGUUACAGAUUUAAGCUAAUCUUAAAAAAAAUUAGUUUCAGUGACCUAAACCAAGACUUCUACAUAUCCGGCCUUGAAAAUAAAUCAAACAUGCUGUUCUAUUUUCUGCUAUAUUAGUGCUGUAUAUACCUGUUAUCAUUUAUGUCUUCAUAACGUAAUUUUAGUGUACUAUCCUCAUUACACCUGAGGUUAGAAAACUCAUCGUCUUACUUUUUCUUAAAACACAUCUUUGUUUUGAAUGAAACAUACAUGUGUUUAAAGUUGAUUGAACAGAGGGUUACUUCAUGUCGUGGGCUACAGUACCUCUUAUCAAAUUCAACCUACUCAAUACUCCAAAAGCAUAUUUAAUUAUAGAUAAAUGCUGACAGGUGUGGUUAACCUAAGGCGGGGUGUUACAUGCAAUCAAGGAAACAGAAAAAGCGGAAAGAAAAAGCUGUUAAACAUGACUUAAAAUGUCCAAGCUGGCAACAAGUUUAUUUCAUACUAUUAUUACAUCUUGGAAUGCCCAAAAAAGAGAAUUCAUUAUUGCUGAUCUGAGGAUGCCAUUGCAGAUUAGGUGAGGAGAAAGAUACAUUAUAUAUCGAUGCUUAGUAUCGAUAUAUAUAAAGUAUAUAAAUUCUUAUAUUGUUUCUAUUUAGGAAAUACCAUGUAGAGAUUUUCUGUGAGAAAAGCUUUUGCUGUGGGUUGUUAACUGAUCUAAGCAGAUUCUACCUCGGAAUUUCUGUACGCAUGUUGGUCUGCAAUCUUUACAUUCAGUGAAGUAACUAUACAGUACCUGCACUGAUUUUUAUCUGAAGAUAACACAGUCGCAAGUACUGUAUUAAUCUGCCAUCUCUGUGCAUCUGAACUGUGCUCACUUGACAAUGUUUUCCUUUCAGCCCUCGGGCUCUUGUCUAAUUAUAGUAAUAUAAUUCACUUUAAUAGAUUUUGAACAUGCCCUCAGUGCUAAUGCACUUUCUGGGGUAUUAUGAACCCCUGUUAUUUCAACAUAAUACUGUAAGUGUUGAAAUUGAGCCACUUAUUUUGAUUACUGUCUUCUAAUUUGUCUUAUUGUUGAUUAAAAAGGUAAAAAACAAAACAAACAAGAAUUCUUACUGCCAAUGAAUAGAUAUUUGAGCACUAAGACAGAAAAAUUACAACUUUUCAUUAAUCAUAAUAAAAGGGGUUGUUUGAAAUUUCCAUUUUGGAAGUUAUUGACAUUAAUGCAUUAUCCAUUUUUAUGUUUGUAUUUUAAUGUUUUUUUUUUUAAAUAAACCAUCACUUUCUGGUAUUAGUAAAAAAAAAACACUUACAUAUUCCAAUAUGUAUGGGCGGAGCGGUGGUUCUGUGGCUAAGGAUCUGCACCUGUGGCUGGAAGGUUGCUGGUUCAAAUCCUGCAGCUGGCAGAGGA
Molecule: messenger RNA, 4035 nt
Organism: Lepisosteus oculatus (spotted gar)
Lineage: Eukaryota; Metazoa; Chordata; Actinopteri; Semionotiformes; Lepisosteidae
Product: probable G-protein coupled receptor 132
Biological process (GO): G protein-coupled receptor signaling pathway; negative regulation of G2/M transition of mitotic cell cycle; G1/S transition of mitotic cell cycle
Cellular component (GO): membrane
Molecular function (GO): G protein-coupled receptor activity
Source: RefSeq, a predicted model, not a curated record